AUGCUCGAGGUGCUGCUCAAGCGGUACUCGAUUCUGCGAGAUGGGGAGCCAACUUCGCCUGCAAACGUUAUUGAGCGUGCUGUCGAUCUCCAUGCAUUGAGUGUGAUCGGGUCGGCUGGGUACCAGAAGUGCAUCAGGUACCUGUGGCAGGGCUGGUUGUGCCAGGACGACCAGGAUCCCACCAACUUCAUCGAGUACAGGGAGAGAAACAAUCCUUCCUACUGGUCCCAUUUCAACCCGGACAGACUCAGGGCACCAGUCUACCAGAAUGCCGUCCAAGUCUUCUUCUCCAUCCUCUACCUUGUUCUCUUCACCAUUGUGAUCAACACGGUCAAUCCAACCGGUGACCUGGACGUGGCAGAAUGCAUCCUCUAUGGCAUGACUCUAGGCUUCAUUCUCGACGAAGUCACCAAGUUCUGGAAGGUCGGCCGUUUCUACUUCGGAUUCUGGAACGCCUUCAAUUCAACUCUUUACUGUCUGCUCCUGGUCUCCUUCGUCUUCCGAAUAGUCGCCUUGACCCAUUCAAAGGAUGUCGACAACGAAACCCGUAACUACUACAACCAGCUGAGCUACAACUUCCUUGCCUUUUCGGCUCCGAUGUUCUGGGGUAGACUGCUCCUAUACCUUGAUACCUACCGCUUCUUCGGUGCGAUGCUCGUGGUACUGAAGGUCAUGAUGAAGGAGAGUUUGAUCUUCUUCGCCCUCUUGGCCGUUGUCAUCAUUGGUUUCUUGCAGGGAUUUGUUGGAAUGGAUCAGGCAGAUCCUGAUAAUAACAUGACUGCUGUUGUGCUCCUUCAGGGAAUGGCCAAUACGGUCUUGCAGAAUCCUUCAUUCUCUGAGUUCCAGACUUUUGCUCCGCCUUUCGGUAUCCUGCUUUACUACCUGUUCACUUUCGUGGUGAUGGUUGUUCUGCUUAAUAUCUUGAUUGCUCUGUAUAACAGUGCCUAUGAGGACAUUACUGGUAACGCAAUCAAUGAAUACAUGGGUCUCUUUGCCCAUCGAACCCUUCAAUAUGUUCGAGCUCCCGAUGAAAAUGUUUUUAUUGCCCCACUGAACUUGAUUGAAAUUUUCUGUCUUAUCAUUCCUUUCGAAUGGUGGAUGCCUUCUGACCGCUAUGACAAACUCAACAACUACGUCAUGGGCAUCAUAUACUCUCCUCUCCUCUUAGUUACUGCAUUGCUUGAAUCAGCCAAUGCUCAACGGAUCAGACUCAACCGUCGUCUAGGUGAAGAAGACGACGACACCCAAGAAGAAUGGGAAAAUGCCGCUGAGUCCGCAGGGUUUGACUUCAAGAGAAUUGACGACAAUCCUGACACUGGCGCCUGGGAUAAGGUUGUUACUAAAACUAAGCCUAAUGUUGAGGUCGACCAAUGUGUCUUGGAAGUUAGGGAAUUAAAGGAACAAGUCAGACAACUCACUCAGUUGGUUAAUACCUUGAUGGAAAGGCAGGGCAUAUCUGCUGCACCGGCGAAUGGAGAAGGUCAGGCCAGUCAGGAGACGAACGGGAACGCGUAA
This is a messenger RNA of Trichophyton rubrum CBS 118892, 1515 nucleotides long. RefSeq lists its product as uncharacterized. The transcript is spliced from 3 exons. Bases 1 to 1515 code for a protein of 504 amino acids. The record is from RefSeq and is a predicted model, not a curated record. NCBI's taxonomy places the organism in Eukaryota, Fungi, Ascomycota, Eurotiomycetes, Onygenales, Arthrodermataceae.